Messenger RNA from Paramecium tetraurelia, 672 nucleotides. RefSeq lists its product as uncharacterized. NCBI's taxonomy places the organism in Eukaryota, Ciliophora, Oligohymenophorea, Peniculida, Parameciidae. Gene Ontology annotation, cellular component: dynein complex. Gene Ontology annotation, molecular function: dynein intermediate chain binding; dynein light intermediate chain binding; minus-end-directed microtubule motor activity. The transcript is spliced from 2 exons. Gene Ontology annotation, biological process: microtubule-based movement. The record is from RefSeq and is a predicted model, not a curated record.
AUGUUCAACUAAGCAUAAUAUGCUAUAUUAGGUAAGACCAGAAAUAUUAAACAAAUUUUACAAUUUAGAUUGGUAAGCAGAAGAGCCAAAGAAACUGUAAAAUUACUGCUUCCGAAAUAAAUACAUAAUUUAUAGUAGUUAAUAGAUGAAUAAUAAAAUGACAUAUAAAUUAAGAUAUAAAGUGCAUAGCAGGCAGGCAACGAUCAAGAUUAGCGAUAAAGUUUGUAAGCAGCUUUGGAUGGAAUAGCAAGAAUUAAUAAAGCUCAUAUUGUUGAGCUGAAAAGCUUUGCCAGACCACCUGAAUUAGUUGAAAAGAUUAUUAAUUUAACUUGCUUUGCUUUAGAUCCGACUUUUAAAAUGUAAAAAGAUAAUUGGAAGGAAUGCAUAAAGUACCUAAAUUAAUACAACGUUAUAGAACUCCUUAAAACUCAUGAUAUUAGUAGCAUAAGCGAAAAACAGAUAUAAUAGCUUGAAUAGGUUAAGAGUAUUUCAGAAUAAUAAGCAGCUGCAAUUUCUCUAGUCGCAAGUUCUAUCCUCAUUUAUUUGAAAGCUGUGUUAGAAUUAAGAUAGUCUUAAGUUUACGUGAAUUAACAUGCAAUAAAAGAAUUAGAAAGCAAAGUAAAGAAAGAAAAACAAUUGAUUGAUGAACUAGGAAAGAUCAUUAAUAAUUGA